AUGUACGCCCAGCGGAUCGUCGACGCCGACGACUUGGACGGUGAGGCCGACGGCCUCUCUCAGCAGAUCCUACAGCAACAGAGCGGUCCAGAGGACAUGCCUGGAGAGGUCCAGGGCGACGUCGAUGACAACGUGGAUCUACCGGAGUCGGAUUACGAUGCCUACCACUUGGACUACGAUUCUCCAGAGGAUGAGCCUGACUGGGAUGACGACGAAGGCCACCGUGACGAGUUCUACGUCAUGCGCGCUGAACCCGUCUUCACGACCCGGACGAGGAGAAGGAGGCGGUUCCGUCUUCCAUCGAAUACGAUGCGAAGCGUAUCCUGCAGUCCUUCCAAUUGGAAGCCACGACCGCACCUACCAAAUCCCUCACAAACGCGUGGCUGUACGAUUCCCGUAUACGCCGGUUGA
This is a messenger RNA of Dichomitus squalens LYAD-421 SS1, 411 nucleotides long. RefSeq lists its product as uncharacterized. The coding region runs from base 1 to 411 and encodes 136 amino acids. The transcript has a single exon. The record is from RefSeq and is a predicted model, not a curated record. NCBI's taxonomy places the organism in Eukaryota, Fungi, Basidiomycota, Agaricomycetes, Polyporales, Polyporaceae.